Molecule: messenger RNA, 435 nt
Organism: Trichoplax adhaerens
Lineage: Eukaryota; Metazoa; Placozoa; Uniplacotomia; Trichoplacea; Trichoplacidae
Exons: 4
Coding region: 1-435 (144 amino acids)
Cellular component (GO): cytoplasm; membrane
Source: RefSeq, a predicted model, not a curated record
AUGUCGGAGAAAGGCAAACAAAAUAUAUUGCAUCGGUUGUUAGACCGAUAUUUCUAUCUUCUUCAACACUAUCCAUUGGCAACUAAGUCAAUUACAAGUGCGAUUCUUGCUGGCUUAGGUGAUUUUAUAUCACAAAAACUAGCUCAAGGUGGUCAAGGAACCAUAGUAUGGAGAAACGUUGGAGCUUACGCCUUUUUUAACUUAAUCGUGACCGGACCGCUCUCGCAUUUCUACUAUCAGUGGCUGGAGAAACUAGUUCCAUCGAAAGUCCCAUUUGCUCCUGCUGUGCGAGUCCUAGUGGAUCGUUUGAUAUUUGCACCACCGUUCCUCUUCUUAGUCUUCUACUUGGUAGCACUCUUUCAGUACCGUGUCUUAUGCGGCAACCUUGUUGGAUUGGGCUGGAACAUUUACUUAUCAUCUAAGCAAACCUCCUAA